AUGAACCUGCGUGCAUCGCUGUAUCAUUGUGUAUGUGUCUUCGCUAAGUUCGACCGCGUGUGUGCGUGUGUGAAGCAAGAGCGUACCAACGCCAAGGAGCCGAAGCGCCGGCACAUUCCCAGCGAGCAGCCUCACAAUCUAGAUAAGCAAAGGCCGUGCCGUAUCACGUCGUACCAGGUGCAAGCGCAAAACUCGUGCACUGCCCUCCUGUGCCGUCUGCUUGCCGUUCUCGUGUGUGUGUGUGUGUGUGUGUGUGUGUGUGUGUGUGUGUGUGUGUGUGUGUGUGUGUGUGUGUGUGUGUGUGUGUGUGUGUGUGUGUGUGUGUGUGUGUGUUGUGUGUGUGUGUGUAUGGGGUUUUACGAUGAGGAGCGCGAGGCGCUGCGUGAGCGCCCCACCACCAUUUCCUUCAUGAUGCAGCAAAAAGCAAUCGAGAGUGCCGAAAGUGGCGAUGAGGAUGCUAAGGCAUUGCUGCAAAAAUUGAAGGAUGCCAGUAACCUCCAGGCUAUUGAACUCACGGGCAGCAGUUACAGCAAAGAAUUUUGUUUUGAGAUGGCAGAUGCUUUGAGCGCCCACCCCUCCAUCGAGACUGUCCUCUUUGAUGACAUGUUCACGCGCCGCAAAAUCCCCGAAAUUCACCCCGCGCUCUCGCGCUUUGCCCACGUCUUUCUCAAAUUUGACAAUCUCACCUGGCUUGACCUCAGCGACAACGCCGUAAAUCCGCAGGGUGCAGAAAAUCUGUUUCCUCUUAUUUCCCGCUGCCUUACCCUCAAACGCCUCGUCCUCAACAAUACGGGUGUCGGCCCCAGCGGCGGCGCAACCGUGGGCAAGGCCCUGCAAGCAGCCUGUCGUUUGGGUCAGGAAAAGGGCACCCCCUACGCGCUCGAGGCCUUUAUCCUCGGCCGUAGCCGUCUUGAACUCGACGGCUCCAUUGAGAUUGGCAAAGCCUUUGAAAUGAUGGGCUCGCUGCGCGAGGUGCGCGUCAACAACAACGGCAUCUAUGAGGAGGGAAUCGUGGCGCUGGCCCGUGGCCUGGCGCACAACCAGAAUCUCGAGAUCUUGGAGUUGUCUGAUAACGCCAUCAAACGCCGCGGUGGCAUUGCUCUCGGGCACAUGGCUCGUCGUUGCCCCAAUCUGCACACGGUUCUUCUUGAGACCACAUGCCUCAGAGAUGCGGGGGUGAUCCCCAUUCUUGAAGGCCUAAAUGGCGCCAAGCAGCUGAGUCACCUCGACAUUUCAUACAACGACUUGACAAAACAAAGCUUGAAUGUGCUUCUGUCAAUCUUGAAGGGCAAGCCUGUGCGCCAACUCGAAGCCAAUGGCAACCUCUUUGGUGAAUCCGGCCGUUCCGCUCUUUCGACAAGCUACACAAGCCAAUUGGGGGAAAUGAGUGACAACGAAACGUCAGCUGAAGAAGAUGAGGAACCCGAGGACGAAAUUGACUACGACGAUAACAUGCCCACCGACAAAGUUUUUGACCGUUUCGCGCGUCCCGCUCAUCCAGCCAUUCUGGGCCUAAUCGCUCCUAGUGCCGCUACUGCGUCUGUCACACAGCAACUGGCCCAGCUUCCCAUCGACACAGCGACCACCCCACAGAUCACCGAACAACAACGCCUCACAACUAGGGGUGAACCACUCGCACAUUCCGUGGCUAGCCUGGCCAUGGCCGUUCAACAUUCUAGCAACAAAGCUGAGACCAUUGAAACACACGCAGCUGCGUAUGCGCGGUACCCCAAUGCAUUGCGGGACAUUGCUUUUGAGUUGUGCGUGCUGUCGGAGACGGAAGGUCUGGUGCACCUCAUCGACUUUAUCAUGAAGCCAAGCGUGGACGUGCUGUUUGGCUUUCUCAACAGCAUGUGUGUCGGCCUCGGCCUCAUCAAGGCAGAAACCAUUGUGGUUGGCAAGAAACUUGCUGAUGCAAAGCGUGUGCCUUUGGAUGAACCCGUGAGCGAGAAGCGCAUGUUGGCAGUCUACAAGGCCCUUGAGGCCACGGCCGAUAAACUGCCAGAAGUCAUAAAAAAUAGUUUGAAGAGCUUGGCCGACACGCAUGCCAUUGAGGAGCGCGCCAAGAAUCCGUACCACUCUUUUCUCAAAGAAGGCCCCUACUUAAAGGCUGGGAACCCGGUGAACCAGGCGAGGUUGCAACUCCUCAAAGCUUUCAACUAGCCACCGCAGCGACGAUUGUAACCAAGUCCAAUGUUUGCCUUGGCGACCCCCGAAUUCAUGCUAAAACCCG
Monosiga brevicollis MX1 is the source of this 2233-nucleotide messenger RNA. RefSeq lists its product as uncharacterized. Gene Ontology annotation, biological process: nucleocytoplasmic transport; activation of GTPase activity. The coding region runs from base 1 to 2163 and encodes 720 amino acids. Lineage: Eukaryota; Choanoflagellata; Craspedida; Salpingoecidae. The record is from RefSeq and is a predicted model, not a curated record. Gene Ontology annotation, cellular component: perinuclear region of cytoplasm; nucleus; cytosol. The transcript is spliced from 19 exons. Gene Ontology annotation, molecular function: small GTPase binding; GTPase activator activity.